AUGACGCAAGACUCGCCGGGCAAAACCUCGUCGGGUACAGAUUGGUUUAAAUUCUUCGGCAGUGGACAGAAGAAAGUCACUCGAGAUGGCCAGCCAGCCAAACGAAGAGGCCCGAAACCGGAUAGCCGGCCGGCCCUCACCCGACGGCAGGAGUUGAAUCGUCAAGCUCAAAGGACGCAUCGUGAGCGCAAGGAGCAGUACCUGCGCUCUCUGGAGACGGAGGUGUCCCGACUCCGAGAAGCCUACACGCAGGACAUUUCGGCGUCAAAUUUAACCGUACACCAACAUCGAGAGAUGGUCCGAUCCUUGUCGGAGGAGAAUAGUAUUUUGAAGGACAUCCUCGCGAGCCAUGGGAUCAACUACGAGGCAGAACUCGAGCGGCGCAAGGCUGAGCGCAAAAGCCCGGGGUUUCAGUCCGGUUCAUUUGCCAGCAGUAGUGUCGGCUCCCAGCCGCCCAACGUCGCACCGUCGGCGAGCAACAUUUACACAACUUCUCCGACUACAGUGACUCCUCCAACGGCCGUCUCCGUUUCCUCGGCUGUGAGCCCCGGCACAAAUGGGGUGCAGCACGUUGAUGCGUCGCCCACCCAAGAGCUUACACCACUGAACCAGGGCUGCUGCAAUGCACCGUGCGAUGCCCUGGCGACGCUGGACCGGAUGGCUCCCUCGAGUCGCCAACCGCGGCAGCCAGACGGGAUCUUCGAAGAGGAUCCGCAGCUGCAGAUUGACUUUAUUUUGACUCUGGAAGGGCCGUGUCGCGAACAUACCGAUUAUCUGUGCCGGCGGUCUAUUGCUGAGGCCGACGACGAGGACAUGCCGUUCUCGGGGCAUGCCCUGAUGGCGACCUGCCCGCCGCCGAGCUACAUUUCAAAUACCACACACGAACAAACGUAUCCGCAUAAGACAUACGAUCUGCCGCAUGCCAACCUGACCACUCUGCUGAAUCUCAGCCGACAGCUGGUGACCGAUGGGCAGAUCACUCCCAUCAUGGCUCUGCAGUGCCUCAAGAAUCACGAGCUAUACCGCACGUUGACGCGAGACGACGUCAAGAUUAUUAUAGAGACGCUGAACACUAAGGUCCGGUGCUAUGGAUUUGGGGCAGUCGUGGAGGACUUCGAAUUGAUGGACUGCUUGAGUAGCGUGAUCGGAGCCAAGGUUGAUGUGGGAUUUUCUCAGGCGACAGACGACGUGUUAUACUCAUGA
Aspergillus tanneri is the source of this 1203-nucleotide messenger RNA. It is a transcript of the gene flbB, whose product is annotated as protein flbB. The record is from RefSeq and is a predicted model, not a curated record. NCBI's taxonomy places the organism in Eukaryota, Fungi, Ascomycota, Eurotiomycetes, Eurotiales, Aspergillaceae. Gene Ontology annotation, cellular component: RNA polymerase II transcription regulator complex. Gene Ontology annotation, molecular function: transcription cis-regulatory region binding; DNA-binding transcription activator activity, RNA polymerase II-specific. The transcript has 5 exons. The coding region runs from base 1 to 1203 and encodes 400 amino acids.